Cercospora beticola is the source of this 4249-nucleotide messenger RNA. The record is from RefSeq and is a predicted model, not a curated record. NCBI's taxonomy places the organism in Eukaryota, Fungi, Ascomycota, Dothideomycetes, Mycosphaerellales, Mycosphaerellaceae.
GCGAACGCUUGCCCCCUCCUGCGACCCGGUCGAAAGUCUCGCGCACGGCACAGCACCAGCACCAGCUUCGCGGCGCGCAUCCGCACCAGGAUCUCCUAGAGGCAGGCCGGUUGGGCAGGUAGACAGCAACCUUGGCGCUCUGGCACUAGCAGCAGCCUGUGUGUUGCUGCCCCUAAUUCAUUGAUUCAUCUCUCCCCUGGUCCCGCCCGCUAUCGCUACCUGCUACCAGUACGUGCUGCUGGCUGCCACUGCUGCUGCUCCCACUUGCACCGCACGCACUCGCCACCCGCCUGUGCAGCACCACCUCUCCGUCGCCCGCAGCCGGCUCCGCUGCUAUGCUGUCCGCCGCGUAGAGCGACAGCGACAUGGAAAUCGCGUCGCAUGCCCACUUCCGAGCCCUUACUGCCCCGUUCUCGACCCCAGGAGCCGCCCCCGACCACGCGAAACAGCAACACCACCCCAACAUGAGCGCCGACGCUGCGCAAAGCCAACUGCUGCAGUCGCAGGCGCAUACCGGAUCCAAUUACAGCAUCCAGUCGCAGCUCACCAACCGCAGCAGCGGUGCGACCCAGGACACCGCGCACUCGACCCUCUUCACGCCCCCGCCUAUGCCAACCAAUGCCUCCAACCUCUCCACCGCCAGCAUGUCGACCCCGAACGGCAGCUCAGAUGUCGUGCGGACGGACAAUAUCAUGAACUCGGUCGCCGAUGCUAGCAGCUCGCUGUUCCAAAUAUGUGUCGCGCUCCGCCGACGUCUCUUGGGUGUGCCUGGCUUCAGUGAGUCCCUGGCCGAGGAGGAGGAAGAGGCCGACGACGACACUGACCCUGUGACGCUGCUAUGGAGGACAUUCCGCCGAGGCUAUCCCCUCAUGCUGCUGUACAACGAGCUACGACCGCAGCAGCCGCUGGCCAUGCCGCAGGGUGUCAAGGAAGAGAAGAAGGCAAAGGCAGCCACUUUCAAAUUCAUUCAGGCCUGCAUGAAUGAUCUGGGAAUGCAUAGCGAAGAGCUCUUCAUCAUCACCGACUUGUACGGCGACGACACAACCGGAUUCGUCAAAGUAGCCCGGGUGGUGAAUCGAGUACUCGAUGUACUGGUCCAGCGUGGUCUCGUUGAGGAUGUCCGGCCCACGGCAUCGGACUUCGAAGAAGCUGAGAAAGGCAUGAAACGCACGCAACGGCAACACAUCAUUGCGGAAUUGGUCAGUUCCGAAAGGACCUACGUUCAGCAUCUUGAAUUGCUACAAGCGUUCAAGCACUUGGUGGAAGAAAAAGGUGUGAUUCCCGGCGACGCUGUCCACGACAUCUUCCUCAACCUGAACUCCCUGUUGGACUUUCAACGACGCUUCUUGAUUCGCGUCGAACAGACAAACUAUUUGCCAGAAGAGGAACAGAACUGGGGCAAGCUAUUCUUGCUUUACUGCGAGGCUUUUAAAGUUUACGAGCCUUACAUUGCGAAUCAACGCAAGUGUGAGAAAACCGUCAUUGCUGAAUUCGGCAAGUUAAGAGAAGCCGGCGGCAGUAUCGAAAUGCGCCAAAUGGUUGAGUCGCCAACAGCACUUCAUUCAUUCUUAAUGAAGCCUUUCCAGAGAUUGACCAAAUACCCACUUCUUUUGGAACAGCUGCACAAGAAGGGCGAUUUAGAUGAAGAGCGAAAGCAGGACCUCAUGAACGGCAUGCAAGCAGCGACCUCGGUUCUCAACAGCACAAAUCGAGCAGUCGACCAGGAAGAAAAGCGGGAGGCCGUCCAGGAGCUCAAGCACAGAGUCGAGGAUUGGAAGGGGCACCGCGUCGAAGGUUUUGGUGAACUGUUGCUCUAUGGAACUUUUACCGUCUUGAAAAGUGAGAACCUUGCUAAUGGCAAGGAUGGCGAACGACAGUAUCACGUCUACCUAUUCGAAACUAUUCUGCUGUGCUGCAAGAACAUUGAUCCUAGCAAACCCAAGAACAAACUUUCGAAUAAGCCAAUGGUUGACAACAAGGGCAAGCCAAAGCUCCAGCUCAAGGGCCGAAUCUUUAUGCAAAAUGUGACAGAUCUCGUGUCUCUGGCCAAACCAGGUAUGCAGUCGUCCACGGCCCUGAUGGUGAAGAGUGAUGACCGGAUUUUCUGGAAAGGUGACCCCAGCAUCGAAAAUUUCAUUAUAAGGUUCACCACCGAGGAAACCUUGCGAAAGUGGGCACAACAGAUCGAGGUCCAGCGCCGACGGUACCGAGAGCGAGCAUCGACUACCCGCAACAGCGAUAGUAGUACUCGCGGCGGCACAAGCGCCACCGAAUUUACCUUCAUGCAGAAUCAAGCGCUCGAAAAUCCGUACAAGGAGGCCAUCGAUGAGGACGACGACGAAGACGAUGCCGAGACCGCCGUGGGUAGUGGGCAUUGGUCAGGGUCGGGAGGUUAUCCAAGUGGUCUCUCUCAAAGUCGGAACGGGAGCUCAAGUUCCCUGCGGUCAAGAAGCACGACCGGGGAGAGUUCUGUCUCCAAUCUGUCAGGCUCAACGGCACGAGUACCACCGCCGCGUCUGCCGUCUGGGACUAUGCAAGGACCGCUGUCUUUACGCACAAGAGAACUUCAACAAGCAGCACAGUCCCCGGGCGGCCAGGCUGGUAUGGACAGCUACUUCUCGCCUACAGACUCCCCGAUGUCCUCAAUGUCUGCCCGCACGAGCACAAGCUCAGGUAUGUAUUCAUUCCCGAGGCAAAACAUGCCUGCCAAUGGGUAUUACGAGGAGGGACAUGGCGCCACGCGCUUCACGGCGCCUGCAAUGGGUCGCCAGCCACCAAAUGGCUAUGGACCUGCGGCACGUGUCCCAUCGACCGGCCGGCCAGGACCGGCUGGUAUGCACAGCUCGAUGCAAAUGCCCGGUCCCAGAAAUCGAUCCGCUAGCAGUCCCGAUAUCCACAACGGCCAACGCAUGCAACCGAGGGGCGCAGGCCACCCGCCUCUGCCCGAGAUGCCUGCUCCGUAUUCGAAUCCGAACCGAAGCCAAAACAACUCACCAGCAUACCCCGAGGGCAUCCCAGAGCGAGGUUCACCUCAAAUGCUACGGGAGCGACAGUCAUCCAAUGCCGAUCAGACGUCGCCAGUAGAAUACAAUUAUCCACCUCGGCCCGGCAUGAUGCAGCACGCCAGCGCAAGAGCGAUGGCUCCCGGAAGCACCAGACCUCCGAUGGGAGGUCCCGGUCCUGCCGGGUUCGUGCCACCCACACCAGUUGAUGAGGAGGGCUCGAAACCAACUCCAGCUCAGCUGAAAGUGCGGGUCAUCUGUCCCGCAGCAGGGCAGACCCUGACAUUGGUCGUAUCGACCAACAUCAGCUAUCAGACCCUGAAGGAUCGCAUCGAUGCGAAGCUUCAGCGAUCAACCAACCUGAGCCUAGGCGAUCGUGGUCCCAAGGAGAACCAUGUGAAGCUCAAGUACCUUGACGAGGAAGAUCUCGUGAGUAUGCAGAGCGACGAAGAUGUACAGACCGCCUUCGAAACAUGGAAGGAGCAACGCGGCGAAGGUAUUGGAGGGCUGGGCGAGGUUGAGCUCUACUGCCAGAGAUGAGCCUACAGUCAGCAAUCAUUGGGCAUCAUUCGAUGCCAGGUGAUGCUAUCAAGAAAAUUCCACGGGACCCAUGCGGUUGCGACUGGUUACGACGGAGGUCUGCGGCGAAAGCACUUCGGCUCAUCUGCCACCAAAAUCGACUGCGCGACGGCUCUCAUCAUAUGCAAGCCCGGCAGAGAAGCCUCGGCUCCAGGCCAUAACACCACGCAUGCUUAGCAUAUAGCUACAUUUGGGUCCCAUAACUAAUGCCCUUCGCUGGGAUGGCAAGGUCAGAAGCCUCUUGCGAGUCGCUUUGUGCGACUCGAUGCAGGUGGGACUUAAAGUCACACUCAUGCCCGGCAGACAUACUAUGUAUUACGCUGCUGCUCGAGGAUCCGGAUCCUCAGCGUCGACACAACAGUGGCUAGACACGGGCAGCCUCGUGUCCAGGAGAGAGUACAUUGCUAGUCCCCAUGAAGGCUUUUGCGAAGGCUACGAUGUCAUGAUUGUUGUGUCUGUGGAGGGCGAAUGAGUUCGUGAAGCAAGAAGAUGCGGAUACUUGGGAAGAGAUCAGCGAGAUGAGGAUGUUUGAUUCUUGUGCGAGUGGAGAAUGGCCCUCUGGCCUGUGAAAUGUAGCUUUUGUAGCUGAAGAGAAGAAAAGGAGUUGAUAAGAACGACACGUGCAGUCGCUCCCGUUCACCAUUGCGGCAGCGGCAUGUUUCCGCCCG